AUGAAAGCACGCACGGUGCCGGCAUCCGGGCUGGUACUCUCGUCACGCGUCACGUCUUCCACGAUAGUUUGCUGGCAAUGCCUCCGGAAUGAAUUGGUUGCGAACCAAUUCCAGCUCCAAUCACGAAAAUAUCAUCCCACAAAACGUAACAAUGUAUCGCCGCUCGGUGCCGCCGUCUCCGCAGCUCAGACCAUCUUCAAAGGCCUACCCAAGGCACCUCCGGGCAUCUCCGUCGACCCAUUGCGGAUGGUAGGAAAGGAACUCAAAUUCUUGACGAAGAACCUCCGGCAGCUGCUCGGGUCCGGCCAUCCUACACUGGACAAGGUGGCCAAAUACUACACCCGCAGUGAGGGUAAACACAUGCGGCCGCUUCUGGUGCUGCUGAUGUCUCAGGCGACGGCGCUGUGUCCCCGGAAGACGGGCACGGACAACAAUUCGGCAACAGUGAACGACCCAAUCAGCUCGCCCUCAAUUCUCGUCGAUAAGAACCCGGACUUGGAUGCGCUCUCAUCCGGUAGUGCAGAUGCGCCGUACGACUUUGCCGGCGACAAGGACAUCCUGCCCACCCAGCGGCGGCUUGCUGAAAUCACCGAAUUGAUUCACACUGCGUCUCUUCUGCACGACGACGUCAUCGAUAAUGCCGAGUCCCGCCGUUCUUUAACGUCCGCCAACCUUCAAUUCGGAAACAAGAUGGCCGUUUUGGCGGGAGACUUCAUGCUGGGUCGGGCCUCCGUCGCUCUCGCGCGGCUGAGGGACCCAGAGGUCAUUGAGCUGAUGUCGACUGUCAUUACCAACCUCGUUGAGGGCGAGUUCAUGCAGUUGAAGAACACGGCUGCGGAUGAGAAGAACCCCGUUUUCACGGACGACACCCUUUCGUACUACCUGCAGAAGACAUACCUGAAGACGGGUAGCUUGAUCAGCAAGUCCUGCCGGUCGACUGCCGUGUUGGGUCACAGCGCCCCCGAGGUUGUCGAAGCAUCCUACCAGUACGGACGUAACUUGGGACUGGCGUUCCAGCUUGUGGACGAUAUGCUGGACUAUACCGUGACCGAGGCUGAAUUGGGCAAGCCAGCUGGCGCGGACCUGGAGCUUGGUCUUGCUACGGCCCCGCUGCUCUUUGCCUGGAAGCAGUUCCCAGAGCUUGGCCCGUUGGUUGGCCGGAAGUUCAGCCAGCCCGGCGAUGUUCAGAAGGCUCGUGAACUUGUCUUCAAGGCCGACGGUGUCGAACAGACCCGUAUCCUGGCUCAGGAGUAUGCGGAUAAGGCUGUCGCUGCGAUCUCCGACUUCCCCGACAGCGACGCCAAGGCUGGGUUGGCCCAGAUGUGCGAGAAGACCAUGAAGCGGAGAAAGUGA
Aspergillus luchuensis is the source of this 1353-nucleotide messenger RNA. It is a transcript of the gene COQ1, whose product is annotated as trans-hexaprenyltranstransferase. Gene Ontology annotation, cellular component: transferase complex. The transcript has 2 exons. Gene Ontology annotation, molecular function: prenyltransferase activity. The coding region runs from base 1 to 1353 and encodes 450 amino acids. Lineage: Eukaryota; Fungi; Ascomycota; Eurotiomycetes; Eurotiales; Aspergillaceae. Gene Ontology annotation, biological process: isoprenoid biosynthetic process; ubiquinone biosynthetic process. The record is from RefSeq and is a predicted model, not a curated record.